This is a messenger RNA of Pyrus x bretschneideri (Chinese white pear), 2875 nucleotides long. RefSeq lists its product as uncharacterized. The record is from RefSeq and is a predicted model, not a curated record. Gene Ontology annotation, molecular function: zinc ion binding. NCBI's taxonomy places the organism in Eukaryota, Viridiplantae, Streptophyta, Magnoliopsida, Rosales, Rosaceae. The coding region runs from base 322 to 2508 and encodes 728 amino acids. The transcript is spliced from 3 exons.
CGCAUUGAAUUGAAAUAAAUUUUAGUUUUGAUUUCAGCUUUACCCUAAAACACCGAAAGAAAUCGUGCCCACCGGUAUUAGUUUGGUAGAGACGACUAGAAAGUUUAAUUGUGCAAGAAAAGACUUGAAAACUGAAAAAUAAACCUUGAGAAAGGCAAGGAGCUGCCGUCCCGAGAAAUUGGGUCUUUGCUCGCAUAAAAAUCCGGCUUAAGGUAAAACUGCUGCCGAAGCCCAAAAACAUUCAGAAACUAGAGAGCCAGAGAGUUGCUCCCAUUUCGCAGCCUUCCUCUUGUUUGCUCUCCCAGUUCCUCUUCUCUCAAGAUGGAGGGUGUUAGAAUAGCAAGGUGUAGGUAUCGUGCUGUAACUAUCCUGAUUGCGUUGGCUGAACAUACUAAAUAUGGGGAUAUUGAUAAAGAGAUAUGUUCAAGGUUUAAGGACCUGAAGGCGGGGAGUUUUGAGCUGACAUAUUCUCUUCCCGAGCAUCCUUCUUGUUUGCUGCAAUCAGAUAUGGAUGUCACUUUGAUGCUAAUGUGUUUAUCGAUGUUGAAGAUUAGUUUUGUUGAUUUACUGGUGAAGGAUGUUGUGAUUUCAAAUAAUGAAGAUAGUGAUCUUACGGCAUCUAAUGACCAAGCUUCUAAUCGUGCAGCUACUAAUCAUGUAGCGUCUUCUUCAUGCAUGGUAGAAAAUUGUGCUAUUGACGAGAAUGAACAUUUGGAUAACUCCGGGUUGCAUGAAAGCAAUAAAUAUCUGUCUCAGGGUUGGAAAGAGUAUAUUAGUCAUGAAGGCCAGAAGUUUAUGGGUGGUGUAGACGAAUUUCGUAGCAAGUUGCGUAAAUAUGCAGUUGGGAUGGGAUUUAGUUUUGUUUAUCGAAGCAAUGAUAAGGCACGGGUUAUUGCUGAAUGUUCUAAGAAGAGUUCAGAUGGAUGUAAGUGGCGUGUUUGUGCUUCAGUAUGUCGAGCUAAUGGUUUUUUCUACAUAAGGACUUUAAAUAAUGUGCACUCGUGCACGGGCAAUGUCCAUGAGCAGAAUAGUGCGAUGAUAACUUCAAAGAUGAUAUCUUCUCUUUUAGUCGAUCAAAUCCGUGAGAAACCGUCAAUUAAGCCUAUAGAUAUUGUCAAGGAUGUUAAGCAGAACUAUGGCCUUGAUAUUUCUUACUAUAAUGCAUGGCAAGCGAAACAAAUGGCUAAGAGUGAGGUUCAUGGUGAUGAAUCAUUGUCUUAUAGUCAUUUAGCUUGGUAUCGUGAUGCUUUAAUAUCAACCAAUUCUGGGUCAUACUGUGUUGUAGAGUGUGAUCCAAACACUUCGCGCUUUCGGAGGCUUUUUGUUUGUUAUGGUGCCUGUGUUGAGGGCUUUCAGUGGUGCAGGCCUUUGUUGUUCAUAGAUGAAACUAAUCUGAAAAGCAAGUACAAAGGGCAGCUAAUUGGUGCGACAGGAAAGAAUGGAAACCAAGGAUCUUUCCCCUUUGCUUUUGCUAUCGUGGACAAAGAGAACGAGGAAAACUGGAGAUGGUUCUUUGAAAAUUUAGCUAAAGUUUUGACUCCGCAAGGUAGGACCGUUACAUUUGUAAUUGAUCAUAACAAUGUAAUUGAUCACAACAAAGAUGUGAUUGAAGCUAUUUCAAACAGAUUCCCAACAUUCCAUCUUGCAUUUUGUUUGAAGAAUUUGAAAGAGAACCUUGUAUCUAAAUAUCACUCUGGCUAUGGUAAAUUUUUCCGGGAUGGAAUUUGUGAUCUUUUUAUGAAAUGCGCUUAUGCUCCAACAGAAGCUGCUUUUGAGCUAAGCAUGAGAAAUUUAAAGGACGAAGGUGGUGCUCCGGCUAAGACUUUUUUAGAAACUUUUCCUGAAGAAAAUUGGUCAUAUGCUUAUUUUAAGGGCAAUAGAUAUGGCGAGAUGCAUAAGAAUGUUUAUGAAUCAUUUCAUUCUUGGAUUUCGGAGCUUUAUAUGAUGCCCAUCUGUCAAAAGCUUGAGGGAAUCAGGAUUAAACACAUGGUAAUGAUGUCUGAAAGGAGUCGUGAAGCAGAACAAUGGCGCUCUAUUCUCUGUCCUGAAAUGGAGAAAACCUUGAAAGACAUGUUGAUGGUUGGUCGGCAUUGGAAUGUUAGCAGUUCUAGUGAUUCUGUUUUUGAGGUUCAUGCUGAUGUUUCUGUUGUGGUUGAUUUGGAUAAUCAUUUUUGCUCCUGUCAUGAGUGGCAACUAAAGGGCUUUCCCUGUGCUCACGCGCUUGUUGCUGUUCAACAAAGUUCUGGUUGCGUGUAUGACUACAUUGAUGAUUACUUCAAGGUGAGCCACUAUAGAAGUUCAUAUGCAAGUCCUAUCUGUCCCGUAACUGACAUUAAGGAUGCGGUGUACGAGGGUUCCGAAGAUGUUAUCCUACCUCCGGGUAAUGGGAAGGGUAGACCGAGGACUAAAAAGAUGAAAACUUCUGGUGAAGGUCCAAGGGCCAUUACAUGUGGUCAGUGUGGAGUGGUUGGACGGCAUAAUAAGAAGACGUGUCCAGAAAAUAGUUGAUUCUUUUACAGCAUUUUGUUGCAGUGUACAAAAGAAUUUAUGCUGGGUUUUUGUACUCUUUCUUUUCCAAUUUUGAGUGGUUCGGAUUGAAACUGCCAAACGAUUACUGAAGCAAAAGGUAAACACAAAGCUAACAUUAGAAUUAUUGAUUGCACUUUCUCACUUACAACCUGGCUUUUUGUUUUACAAACCGAGAAACAUGGGCACGACCUGUUUGGUUGCUGUAUGAAGAACAUGGGAUGCCCCUGACUAUACCUUGUGUUCCUGAUCUAUAUAGGUUUGAUUCUGCAUGUUUACUUCUUUGCUUAAGUUCUUAGCAUUGAAUUUGUAGGUGUCGUUGUUGUUUAAUGCAUAUGUUACUCGAUUC